GAGGGGUGUCUCUAAGCCCCGCCCUCCAUCUUGCGUGGCUCCAGUGCUAAUGCUAAAGCUUUGUCCUGCAGUGUUGAACACUGACUCGGCUGUGUCUUAGAUGGUACAAAGUGAAAAUAAACACAUUUAUUCAUACAUUUUAUAAAUCGCUUUCAACUAUGAGCAAACGAAAAGCGCCACAAGAAACUCUGAACGAAGGGAUCACAGAUUUCCUCAUAGAGUUGGCCAAUUAUGAGAAAAAUGUCAACAGAGCCAUCCAUAAAUACAAUGCUUACAGAAAAGCAGCGUCUGUGAUCGCCAAAUACCCACAGAAGAUCAAAAGUGGGACAGAAGCAAAGAAACUGGAUGGAGUUGGUGCAAAGAUAGCAGAGAAAAUUGAUGAGUUUUUAGCAACAGGAAAACUGCGUAAGCUGGAAAAGAUUCGUAAUGACGACACAAGCUCCUCCAUCAACUUCUUAACCAGAGUGACUGGAAUCGGUCCUGCUGCGGCUAGGAAGUUUUAUGACGAGGGCGUCAGGAACUUGGAAGAUCUGAAGAAGAUCGAACACAAACUCAACCACCAUCAGCAGAUUGGCUUAAAGUACUUUGAAGAGUUUGAGAAGAGAAUCCCUCGAGCAGAAAUGCAGAAAAUGGAGGCUCUGAUUCUCAAAGAACUGGAUCUGGUGGACCCCGAGUACAUCGGCACCAUCUGUGGCAGCUACAGAAGAGGAGCCGAGUCGAGUGGUGAUAUUGAUAUACUGCUGACCCAUCCGGACUACACCUCUCAGUCUGAGAAACAGCCGAAGCUUCUUCAUGCUGUUGUGGAUCAUCUGGAGUCCAUCGGCUUCAUCACCGACACGCUGUCUAAAGGAGACACUAAGUUUAUGGGUGUGUGUCAGCUGCAGAGAGAAGAGGAGGAUGAGGAGGAGUAUCUUCACCGCCGUAUUGACAUCAGGCUCAUUCCUAAGGAUCAGUAUUUCUGCGGUGUGCUGUACUUCACCGGCAGUGACAUCUUCAACAAGAACAUGAGGACUCACGCGCUGGAGAAGGGCUUCACUCUCAACGAGUACACCAUCCGUCCACUGGGAGUCACCGGUGUGGCUGGAGAGCCUCUGCUGGUGGACAGUGAGAAGGACAUCUUUGACUACAUCCAGUGGAAAUACAGGGAACCGAAGGACCGCAGCGAGUGAAACAGAGAGAGACAAAACUAUAACCUCAAACUGUGUGUGUGUGUGAUGGUCAAAUAUGUAAUAGUAGUGUAUUUUAAUACUAGAAGAGACAUUUAGGGAGAGGUGUGUGUGUGUGUGUGUGUGUUUAAAGUUCGAAGGUCAAAAAUCAGCUACAUCACAGUAGUUGAUGGUGCUUUUAAUGAAUGUUGUUUUAAUCCAGGUCUGUCUUACAGAAAUAUGUUUGAGUGAACUGAGACUGAGUAAUGCUGUGACAAUGACUAUUAGAUGGUCGAGGUAUAGCAGUAAACACGUCUUUAUUUCAACAUACUUCACUGGUAUGAAAGAAAGACAACUGAACAUAUAUGAAUGGUGAUUGUGUGGUGGUUGUGUUAUUUAAAGUCUGUACGAUCCAUUAUGAUGUUAUUGGGAUAUUUUUAUUUGGAUAUUAGUCUGCCGUAUUAUGACAGAAAAGACUGUGAGAAAAUUUGGGUUUUGCAUUAAAAUUCCCACACAUCA
Molecule: messenger RNA, 1664 nt
Organism: Ctenopharyngodon idella (grass carp)
Lineage: Eukaryota; Metazoa; Chordata; Actinopteri; Cypriniformes; Xenocyprididae
Gene: polb
Product: polymerase (DNA directed), beta
Exons: 14
Coding region: 159-1169 (336 amino acids)
Biological process (GO): double-strand break repair via nonhomologous end joining
Cellular component (GO): nucleus
Molecular function (GO): DNA binding; DNA-directed DNA polymerase activity
Source: RefSeq, a predicted model, not a curated record